AUGUAUCGUAGCGAUUUAUGGAGUCUCGAGGAGGAAUCCAGACCUGGGAAUGCGGAUUUGUCUAAUGCUGAAGCGUACCAGCUGUUUGCUUAUAAACUUGACACAGCCCUUGCAGAAAAUAAGAAAACUAUCUUACGAGAACUGGAGUCAAGGACAUCCACCUCUACUGUAAAAGAUAAGAACGUUGAUUUUAAAUUAUCUCAUCAUAGAGAAAGAUUUAAUUUCCUGUCGGAAUUAAAAGAAAAUUUCGAAAAUAUAGAAAAACUUGUUCAACGUGGUGACCUUGAUGAUACUCAUAAAAUUAUUGUUGAAUCAAUUAGCAAAAUUAAAGAACAACAGAAAGUUAUCAGGAUAGCUGACAAGUAUGGUUGGGACGUCGCUAGAGAGUACAAGGAUGACCCUAUCACGGACAAUUCUGAAGACAGCCAACGCUUGCGGCAGGCAGAGCAGAGGGCCAAACGUAAGAGGUUUGAUUCUAACAUUAACAGCAAUCCUUUUCGUGGCUAUCGCAGUAAAUUUCAAUCCUCAAGAAUAUCGCCCUACCAGAGAAACCUCAAUGCCAACGACGCAAUCAACACUCCGUUCAGAGUCCAACCGGAUCAAUGCCUUUACUGCAAUGCCUUCGGUCACUGGAGCGUCAACUGCCCUCUUAAGAGAAGAGCUCAAGGCAUUACAAAACCAACAGCAACACAAACGACCCAGAGUACAGCCGCAGAUAGACAGUAAUCUGUCUUUGUCACAUUCACACUGGAAUGAACUAAAUAUACACAUGGAUGGACCAAUCGCUUUGUUGGCUAGACAGAUUCCUAGUUUAAUAGAUGCAUCAAAAUCGGACUCCACCUUGCGUAAAUAUAAAACUUAUUUUUCCAAAUUUCAAAACUGGUGUAAAAUGUAUGAUCUUGACUCGCUGCCGGCAUCGGCAUCUACGGUUUCACUUUAUAUUUCCUUUUUGGUUCAAGCUAAUUCAUCUUCUUCUGUUCUGACUGCUACUAUUUAUGCUAUUCAGUGGUAUCAUGACAAAAAUUUAUUUCCUAAUCCAUGUUAUGAAAAAUUGGUGAAACUUACUGCGGAAGGUGGAAGACGCAUUUUGGCUAAACCGUUUGUUAAUAAGAAGGAACCUAUCACUAUUGACAUUAUUGAAAAAAUCUUCAAAUCAAAAAAUGACAUGGAUAACUUGUGUCAUUUACGCACCAGAUUAAUAUGUGUUUUAGGAUAUGCAGGCUUUUUUAGAGCAAGUGAAUUGUGCAGCAUUAAAAGUUCGGACAUUAAGUUCCAUGAUGAGUAUGUUGAAAUCAAGAUCAGGAGCUCAAAGACCGAUAUAUACAGGAGAGGUAAUUCUGUUCAUAUAGCGAAAUCCAAUUCGCCUUUUUGUCCUUAUCAGUGUUUG
This is a messenger RNA of Magallana angulata, 1387 nucleotides long. RefSeq lists its product as uncharacterized. Gene Ontology annotation, molecular function: zinc ion binding; nucleic acid binding. The transcript has 3 exons. Lineage: Eukaryota; Metazoa; Mollusca; Bivalvia; Ostreida; Ostreidae. The record is from RefSeq and is a predicted model, not a curated record. The coding region runs from base 1 to 726 and encodes 241 amino acids.